GUUGUUUGAGGAGUUGCGUGAAGGUGUUUACAGUGUGCGGGGCUCCUGGAGGCGGCCUUCACUCCUCCCAGACAUUACAUAUUACCCGACUUGUGGCUACCUCUGCACCAUGGAAUCAGAGGAAGAAACGGGCUCAAGCCCUGCUGCAGCACAUGACUCUGAUAAUGAAUCUAUGAAAUCUGUUGCAUCCAGAACUUCACGGGCGUCACGAACCUCGAGGGUAUCUGCAUCAUCUAGGGCAUCACGAAGAUCAAGUGUCAGUAGUGCUGGAAAUAUGAGUGAAGACGAAGGUGACAGAAGGUCGGGUGGUGGAAGUGAUAAUGAAGUUGAGGAGAGGCGCUCUGUAAUGGAUAGUGAGGAUGAGGACAUACAGCCUCAGAAACCAAGUUCUGAAUCUCCUAAAAACCCUGCAACUGUUGAUGAACAGAAAGAGAAAGUAUCAGAAGAAGUGUUUGGGGCUUCAGAUUCAGAACCCGAGGCAGGGGGCAGCAAGUCAGGCAGCAGACCUGGCAGUCGUACACAAAGCAGAUCAGGCAGUAGAGCAGGCAGUGGGUCAAGGAGUAGAUCAAGGUCCAGGAGCAAGUCUGGAAGCAGGGCAGGAAGUGGAUCACAUAGUAGAUCUCGCUCACGUAGCAAAUCUGGUAGUAGAGCAGGAAGUGGCUCACACAGUCGCUCUAGAUCAAGAAGUAAAUCUGGAAGUAGAGCAGCAAGUGGAUCUCGCAGCAGGUCUCGCUCGCGCAGUAAAUCAGGUAGUCGAGCAGGCAGUGGUUCUCCUAGUCGUUCUCGAUCUCGUAGCAAGUCAGGAAGCAGAUCUCGAUCUAGAAGCAAAUCUGGGAGUAGAUCCAGAUCUCGCAGCAAAUCUGGGAGCAGAUCUCACUCCAGAAGUAAAUCACGAUCUAGAAGUAAGUCUGGAAGCAGGUCCCGCUCUCGAAGUAAAUCAGGAAGUAGAUCACGAUCUAGAAGUAAGUCAGGAAGUAGAUCGGGUUCCGGAAGUAGAUCUCGUUCGAGAAGCAAAUCUGGAAGUAGAUCACGUUCAAGAAGCAAGUCUGGAAGUAGGUCACGUUCUGGCAGCAGAUCACAAUCGAAAAGCAAAUCUAGAAGUAGAUCACGUUCAAGAAGCAAAUCUGGAAGUAGAUCCCGUUCUAGAAGCAGAUCUGGGAGUGGAUCUCGAUCUCGCAGCAGAUCUGGAAGUCGAGCAAGUGCCAAAAGUGGGAGCAGUCGUUCCAGAUCACGCUCCAGAUCAGGAAGUGGUUCAGAUGGAGUCAGUUCUCCCAAGAAACGCAAAAUGUUAUCCGGUUCAGAAGGGUCAGGAUCGGAUGUAGUGAAACGUAAAAAAGUCAAACAUAAGAAACGGGCAAGUGGAAGUGGGUCUGGCGGAGUCAGUGAUUCUGACGAUGAGGCUCCUCGUUCCAGUAAGAAAAUCAAGAAGCGCAAAAAGAAGUCUGUGCUUAGUGGAAGUGAUAGUGAUUCAGGUCCCGAGCGAGGCAAGAGUAAGAAGUCCAAAGGCAGUGAAAGCGAAGGUGGUUCUGACAAGGGUCCCGACAGACCUGGCAGUGCUCUGGCUGAAGAAAAUUUGGGGAAUGAAAAUGGUGAAGAAGGUGCAAGCAAAGGCGUGUCCCAAUUGUCGGACAGUGAAGAUGAAGCAAUACGUGAUCAACUAAGGCAAGGCAAUGAAGAACCAGACUUUGUCAAUGAUUUUGAUAUGAUGAUGGCCAAAAAGAAGGAAGAAGGGGGCAAGCAUCGAAGGAGGAAAAAUAAUGUGGAUAUCAUCAAUGACAAUGAGGAACACAUUGCUAUUAUUGUUAGGAAGAUGCGUCAAGCUGCAGAUGAGGAUCGCCAGUUAAAUGCCCAACGAAAGCCUGCCACUAAGAAGAUAGGAAUGUUAACUAUUGCGAUGACCCAGAUUAACAAACAUAAUCUCAUUGAGGGAUUCCUUGAUGCAAACAUAUUGUCUGCCCUGACAGACUGGCUGGCUCCUAUGCCUGAUCGCUCGCUUCCUGCGGCCAAAAUUCGAGAAGCCGUUAUUAGAUGGUUACUUCAGUUACCACCGCUGUCACAAGACAUGUUGAAGACUUCAGGUAUAGGUAAAGCUAUUAUGUAUCUCUACAAGCACCCAAAGGAACUCAAGCUGAAUCGGGAGCGCUGCGGCAGACUCAUAUCAAUGUGGUCGCGUCCGAUUUUCAACGUGUCAGAUGACUUCAAAACAUUAUCUAAAGAGGAGCGCUUGGAGAGGGACAUGGAGUUACAUCAGAAUUCAGGCGUCACCAAGAAAGAGGAAGUACAGUUAGAUGAAAAUGCGAAACCUAUACGUCCAGGUGAGGCGGGUUGGUGCUACAGAGCUCGUGUUCCACGCCCAUCAGGCAAAGAUUAUGUUAAUCGACCUAAAUGGCAAACAGAAGUGGACAUUAGUAGGUCAACCAAGAAGGAAAUGUCACGGAUGGAUAAACAGAUGAGGGCUUUCCAAGAGAGAAAACGAUUAUCUAAGGCCCGCCGGGCUGUUGCAAUGAGUAUUGAAGGCAGAAACAUGGCACUCUAAUUUGUUCUUGUGUUUACUCUCCUCGGGUCAAUUAGAAUACAUCAUACAACACAGUUAUGGACUCCUGUUAGGUACUGUCAUCAUCAUUUUAUAAAGCUGUAAGAAAAUCUUGUCACUAACCAUGGCUGAAAAAAAUUACUGAAUUCGGUAAGCCUCUGAGCAAAUAAUAUUCACUGGCUUGGGUCGAAAUAAAUUACUGUACCUGUAAUUGGUAAUGUACCUGUAUUAUUUUGUUUAAUAGACUAAUAAUUUCUGUUUAUUUUAAUUGGCCAAAUUUAUCGACAAGAUGUUGAAAUUAUUCAAAAUUAUUUAUGCUAAAUAAUUUUUACUAAAAUUUAUUUUUACUUGGCUUUUUUUUUUAAUUUUUGAAGAUGUCAUAGUGCACAAAUUACCUAAUAGGACCUGAAAACGUAUUAUGAUUUUGAAAGAAAUAAACACCAGUGUAAAGAAUGCUAGUUUAAUCUUUUAUAAAUGUGUGUGUGCAUGCCCACAUUCUUGCAUUUGUCAUAUUCAGCCUGUGCUCCUUGCACAUAUUCACCUUAUCCCUCGCAUGUAUUCACCUUAUUCCUUGCAAGUAUUCAUCUCAUCCCUUGCAAGUAUUUACCCUAUCUCUUGCAAGUAUUCAGCCUAUCCCUUGCAAGUAUUUACCCUAUCUCUUGCAAGUAUUCAGCCUAUCCCUUGCAAGUAUUCACCCUAUCUCUUGCAAGUAUUCACCCUAUCUCUUGCAAGUAUUUACCCUAUCUCUUGCAAGUAUUCAGCCUAUCUCUUGCAAGUAUUUAGCCUAUCCCUUGCAAGUAUUCAGCCUAUCCCUUGCAAGUAUUCACCCUAUCUCUUGCAAGUAUUUACCCUAUCUCUUGCAAGUAUUCAGCCUAUCUCUUGCAAGUAUUUAGCCUAUCCCUUGCAAGUAUUCUUCCCAUCUAUUGUAAGUAUUUAUCCCAUCCUUUGCAAAUAUUCACCCUAUCUCUUGGAGAUAUUCACCCUAUUCCUUGCAAGUAUUCAUUGAUUCAUCCCAUCCCUUGCAAGUAUUCACCCUAUCUCUUGCAAGUAUUCACCUUAUUCCUGGCAAGAAGUUGCCUUCAUCUUUUGUAAGUAUUGAGCUUGUAUGUCAUAGUUUAACAAUAUAGUAGGAGGAUAAGAUAAUGAUGGGGGAUUGUGUAUCGGAAAGCUGAUACCGACAUGACUUUUAAAGUUGAUUUAAUGGAAUGAUGUAAAUAUGUAUGUUGGUAUACCUUGAUUAAAUCUAUUUCCAUGCCUUUUAGAAGAAAAGUUGCAAAUAAAUAUGUACACAUACUGAGGGGCGCACAAAAUAUAUGAAGAAAACUAAA
Molecule: messenger RNA, 3861 nt
Organism: Procambarus clarkii (red swamp crayfish)
Lineage: Eukaryota; Metazoa; Arthropoda; Malacostraca; Decapoda; Cambaridae
Product: protein IWS1 homolog
Biological process (GO): poly(A)+ mRNA export from nucleus
Cellular component (GO): nucleus
Source: RefSeq, a predicted model, not a curated record